Molecule: messenger RNA, 1747 nt
Organism: Ciona intestinalis (vase tunicate)
Lineage: Eukaryota; Metazoa; Chordata; Ascidiacea; Phlebobranchia; Cionidae
Source: RefSeq, a predicted model, not a curated record
CAUAUCAUCUUGUAUUGUUUUGUAACAGGUCUUAUUGUUGCGUCAUAUUAAUAUUCCUUGUGUUUACGAUAUAACUUAUAUAUACUUAAAAAAAAGUCUAAAACACCAGAAUAUUAUGUCUGCUGUGGUCAAUACAACACCCGUCAUCAUGACAACACCUGCUGUACGCCCAGGGAACAAACUGUACGCAAAAGAAUUUAAAAUUCUCGGGGUUAUCCAGAUUAUGCUCGGAACACUUUCCAUUAUAACAUGGACGUACGCUCUCACGCUUGAACUUACAACUUCUAGUCGGGAUGUUUUUGUUUACAUUUCAUCGGGCAUUUGGUGCGGAAUAUUUUUCUUGAUCGCUGGAAUCCUUGCGACUGUUUCUUCAUUUAACCCGAACCGAUGCAAAGUUGUUGCAGGAAUGGUGAUGGCGAUAUUCGCCGCCAUAUUUGCUGCUACAAUGUUUGGUAUAGAAGUGGCAGGUUCCAUAAUUAUCAGCAGCCGUUCAUACUAUAUAUAUACACCAUACUCAAGCUAUAGCUGCACCCCUUACUACCAAGCAUCUUACUACAAGAGCGGCACAUAUAUACCAUACUGUAGCAGCCCAUACAGAUCUUCAAGAUAUAUUUCAUCAGUGUAUAUUCCAAGCAAAUAUAUAUCUUGCCCGUCUAGUUACAGCUACAUAUACAACUACUAUUCCCAAAGUCAAUCUAUAUUUGGUGUUAGAACUUCAUUGGCAACCCUCCAUGGCUUCAUGGCUUUCUUCGCCAUCGCUGAGCUUGUGGUAGCAAUCGUGCACUCAGUUUACUGCUGUAAAUUCAGCCAAACAUCAAACAUGGCUCCCCAACCAGUGGUCCAAUACACAACAACAUACCCACAAACCAACUUUACAGGAGUUGCUCAACAGAUGCCGGUAACAAGCAUUGGACAACCUAUAGGGGGAGCUUACCAAAACACCGUGUACCCUGUAACAUCGGUGCCUUACCAAGCUUCAAUAUAUGCGAACCAAGUUGCACCAGUUUCCAGCCCUCCCAUGUCACCAGUAGCUACUGGCAUGUCUACAGCAUCAGGUUCUCAAGGUAUUCAACCCCCACCUAAUUAUUCAGAGGCAGACAAAACAGGAAAAACAGGAGACAAUGAAUUCUUAGUGAAUUAAUGACUUUGGAAAUCGUUGAUACAAUCUACAUCCAACUACUUUGUAAAACCUGUGGGCUUCUGCUAUCUAUCACAUGUUCAUUAGUUGUAUAUAUUUUAGUUGUAGUGUGUUUUAGAUACUCUACUUGACUUGUUAAUUCCUUUUUUUUUCGUUAAAAAUCAAUGUGACAACUAAAUUGCUUUGAAGUUAUGGAAUAUAUAUUGACUGUUGUUAUUACCGACAUUUUAAACUAUGUUAGUGUUGUACACAGAGUAAAUGUUCCUAUUUUAUAAUGAUAUAUAUAUAUAUACAACAUUUAGCUUUUAAUAUAAAGUAAUAAAUAAAGUUCUUCAUUUUAAAUGAGAUUUAAAUCAUUAAAGCACAAAGUGCAGCAUUGGUGUAAACUUAACUCAUCAUAAAACAUCUAUGCUACAUUUUUUAACAUAAACAUCUUCUAUCCUGUACUAAUUUCUAAUCCAUUGUAAUUUUUUUACAAAAAACACUUAAUUUUUAGUUUAAAAUUCUUCAACAUUUAAUUUUAUAAUGAAUUAUGUUUUAUAGGCACUUCCUAUCUUUUUGCUUACUUAGAUAUAGUAGAAAUAUAUAACAUUUAAUAUUGCUUAACAG